CCAAUAGUUAGACCUUUCCCAAUAACUCUUUGUCACAUCUUUGGAUACUUCUCUGUAUAAGUCAAUUGUGAAUUUUCUAAAAGACAUAACGUGAUAGCACUAAUAACAGUUCUGGAAUUAAUGAUGAAAUAUAAAUGGAUGCUGGGAAUGGUAUGUGCCAUAUUAUUGGUUUCACAGUCACAUGCCACUUGUGAUUCCGACUGUAAUAUAACCUUACAUGGAGACUCAGGAUGUUUUACGUCACCAAAUUAUCCGUAUAAAUAUCUAGACAAUAAAAUAUGCACAUACAAUAUAACUGUUGAAGAAGGGAUGGUUAUAAAGUUAACAUUUUCUGACCUUGAGACUGGAAUAAAUGGCGAUGUAAGGAUCAGAGAAAAGGGCAUUGAGGUAGCUAAUUAUAGCGGUGGAACAAUACCAGAUCCACUCUACAGUACAACAAAUGCUUUAUACAUUGUAUUUACAUCUGGUAAUAUUAUCGGUAGUGUUGCUGGAGAAAGUACGGAUAAUGAUUCGAGUGAAUACUUUUUUUUCUCAGCUUCUUUUACAGGAUUACCUGGAUCCCAUUGUAACCAGAAGUUAAAUGGAAAUUCUGGUUAUUUCACGUCACCGAAUUAUCCAGAUAAAUAUCCCAAACAUCAAAAUUGUACAUACAAUGUAAUAGUACCAGUAGAAUUGAUUAUAAAGUUAACAUUUUCUGACUUUAAGACUGGAGCCCUCGGUAGUAUUGUAUUGAUCAGUGAAAAUGGAAGUCUAAUAGCUGGAAUUACAGGGAUUUAUGAACGAGGUCCAAUAUUUUACAGUACAUCCUAUACUAUAUCAGUUAGAUUUUCAUCUGAUGAUAGUGCAAGUUACACAGGAUUCUCAGCUAAUUUUACAGCUUUACCUGGACCUAACUGUGGGAAUUGUACUUUUAUGGAUCCAGAAACACAUCAGCCUACCAGUGCCACUGCAUCAUCAGAUGCAACCUUUGAACCAGUUACUGGAAGCACCGAAACGCCUCCCACAGCGAUGCAGUUGGUAACUGUUGUUUCGACGGUACACGGACCAAAUAUAUCAACUGCUACAGUUGUGAAUCAGUGGUCUCAAACUACCCCUUACUUUCGACCUCCAUCAACGGCAAUGGCUGACGGAAUAUUACGAUCGAGAAUUUGUCGAGAGGUUGUAGUUGGCAUGUUACAAUCGGCCAUACUAGAUAACGUCGUCAGAAAAAUCAAGAACGAGUUAACAGUCAACAAAUCUAAUCUCUCGUCUGUUACCAGAAAGAAAGUGAGCCAGGAAGACGACAGAAAAAGUUCUGCUGCUAUUGGUUAUUUUGGCGUUACCUUCUGUGUCUUGCCUUUGGUCUUGAUAACUAUAUUGGAUAUUUCUAAACUAAUGCAAUAUUUAAAAACAAACUCUAGGGACGAGAGCAAUAUCCAUGGUGAUUGUUGAUUCAUAAGGACACCGGCUCCCAAAGUGUGUUCCCCUAAAUCACCGUGUCUCGCAAGGAAAAGUCAGGUGGUUUUGUGGGAUACAAUUCCAUAUGAAAAAUUAAGUGUCUAACGCUAAACCAACGUGACAAUCGUACAUUAUUUUAUAGUAGAUGAAAUAUUUAACUCGCGUGACGUUUUCAUUAAAUGGCACAUGUAGGAAAGUGUCCGUAUUUUAAGUUACGUCUUCGUGAAGUAUCAAUAUAUUUCGUACCCUAAUGUAGAGUGAUUCAUGUACAGAACUAAAAUCCAAUAAACGAGCUAUAUUUGGG
Molecule: messenger RNA, 1741 nt
Organism: Patella vulgata (common limpet)
Lineage: Eukaryota; Metazoa; Mollusca; Gastropoda; Patellidae
Product: tolloid-like protein 2
Exons: 9
Coding region: 121-1431 (436 amino acids)
Source: RefSeq, a predicted model, not a curated record